GUCACGGCGCGGCGGCGCGCGGAGGUGACGGGCGCGCGGGCCAUGGCGGCGGCCGGAGGGUGCCGGAAAUGUCUCCUCAGCAGCCUGUGGCUCCUGUCCCGCCGUUAUCCCAUCCCUGCCUUCCCCAGGAGCCUGGACAGGAUCAGCAGCCCUGCCCUGGCCACCCCCCAGUCCAGAUGCUACUCCUCGGGAGGAAGGAAGGGAUUCAUCUCAGGUUUUGUGGAGAACAUCAAACAGGAAUUAGCCAAAAACAAAGAGAUGAAGGAAAGCAUUAAAAAAUUCCGAGACGAGGCGAAGAGGCUGGAGGAGUCGGACGCGCUGCGGGAAGCGAGGAGGAAAUAUAAAACCAUUGAAUCUGAAACAGUGAAGACCUCAGAAGUGAUUAAAAAGAAACUUGAAGAAAUAACAGGGACGGUUAAAGAGAGCUUGGACGAGGUCAGCAGGAGCGACCUGGGCAGGAAGAUCAAGGAGGGCGUGGAGGAAGCGGCCAAAACGGCCAAACAGUCGGCAGAGUCGGUGACCAGGGGAGGGGAGAAGCUGGGCAGGACUGCAGCCUUCAAAGCCAUCUCCCAGGGAGUGGAAACUGUUAAGAAGGAAAUAGAUGAGAGCGUUCUGGGACAGACGGGUCCCUACAGACGCCCGGAGCGGCUCCGGAAGCGGACAGAAUAUUCCGGAGAGAGGGUUAAAGAGCAGCGAGUGUUUGAAGCCAAUGAGGAGGCCAUGGGCAUGGUGCUGCAUAAAGACUCCAAGUGGUACCAGCAGUGGAAAGAUUUCAAGGACAACAACGUGGUUUUCAACAGGUUCUUUGAGAUGAAGAUGAAAUACGACGAGAGCGACAACGCCUUCAUCCGAGCAUCGCGCGCCGUCACCGACCGCGUCACCGACCUGCUGGGGGGAUUGUUCUCCAAGACGGAAAUGUCGGAGGUGCUGACGGAGAUCCUCAGGGUGGAUCCCUCCUUUGACAAGGAUCGCUUCCUGAAGCAGUGUGAGCGGGACAUCAUCCCCAACGUCCUGGAGGCUCUGAUCUCCGGAGAGCUCGACAUCCUCAAGGACUGGUGCUAUGAGGCCACCUACAGCCAGCUGGCCCAUCCCAUCCAGCAGGCCAAGGCCUUGGGGCUCCAGUUCCAUUCCAGGAUCCUGGACAUCGACAACAUCGACCUGGCCAUGGGGAAGAUGAUGGAGCAGGGCCCGGUGCUGAUCAUCACCUUCCAGGCACAGGUGGUGAUGGUGAUCAAGAACCACAAAGGGGAGGUGGUGGAGGGAGACCCGGGAAUGAUCUGUGGAGCAAAUCCCUGGCACCUCCCGGGCUGUGUGAUCCCCAGCAGAGCCUGGCCCGUGGAAUUCCCUGAUCCCAGAGUUUGUGGCAGCAGCUGGAGCAGGUUCCUGGAGUCCCUUUAUUCCCAGGUGUCUCUCCAGCCUGUCCUGUGCUUCGGUGGCUUCAUGGGGACAGGGCUGGAGCUGCCACUUCCCAGCACGUUUUCCUUGGAAUUAAUGCAGGCAUUUAACAAAUAUCGGCUUUUGCAGCCCUGGCCUUUGGUCCGGGCUGGAAAAAUGGGAAUUAUUUGAAUGAUGGGGCCCAUCUGGGCUGAUUCUCAAGCAGGGCAGGAAUAGCUGAUCCAGUGAUUCCCUGCAUUAAAUUCCUGCGUUCCUGGGAGAUAAAUAUUGAUGGGAUAAUUAUUGAACAGGAUAUCAAAGUCUGUUUGCUGUCGGAUUCCUCCGGAGCUGCAAUAAAUCAGGGAGAGGCAUUAAAAUUCUCCACUGGAACCCAAACCUCAGCUUUAAUCAAGUGCCUGGGGUUGGGUGGAGCCGCUGAGCCGCUCCUGGAAUGUUGAACAGGGGGAGCUU
Molecule: messenger RNA, 1845 nt
Organism: Poecile atricapillus (Black-capped chickadee)
Lineage: Eukaryota; Metazoa; Chordata; Aves; Passeriformes; Paridae
Gene: TIMM44
Product: translocase of inner mitochondrial membrane 44
Exons: 13
Coding region: 43-1566 (507 amino acids)
Biological process (GO): protein import into mitochondrial matrix
Cellular component (GO): mitochondrial inner membrane
Molecular function (GO): protein-folding chaperone binding
Source: RefSeq, a predicted model, not a curated record